Molecule: messenger RNA, 1205 nt
Organism: Octopus bimaculoides (California two-spot octopus)
Lineage: Eukaryota; Metazoa; Mollusca; Cephalopoda; Octopoda; Octopodidae
Product: chemotactile receptor for terpenes 1
Biological process (GO): monoatomic ion transmembrane transport
Cellular component (GO): membrane
Molecular function (GO): extracellular ligand-gated monoatomic ion channel activity; transmembrane signaling receptor activity
Source: RefSeq, a predicted model, not a curated record
UCAAACUUCAGAAAUUGAGCGCAAGAAUAAAAGGGAAUAUUUUCAUUUAAUCAAGAAACAUGAAAUUAAUAGCUGUCUUAAUUUUUACGUUAAUUGGAAGCAUUUCGUCCAAGAGAAGCGCACUCCGAGAUAUGUUAUUAAAGAAGUACGAUAAAACAAAGAGACCAGUUGAAUACGAUGAUGACAUCCUAUACGCAAAUGUAUCACUUACUCUAAAGAAAAUUAUAGAAUUAGAUAUUCUAAAAGGUGACAUCGCAAGUAAUCUUAUACUCGGCUUCGAAUGGAACGACGUUAAUCUGAAAUGGACUGAUUCACAAUAUAAUAUAAGUUACAUAAAUGUCAAAUUAAGUGAUGUAUGGUAUCCUAACAUACAAAUAUGUAAUAGUGUAACAGGUAAAUUUAGUUUUGAUGAUAACAAGGAAGUAACAGUAAAUAGGAACGGAGACGUUAACUUAUAUAUAGACAAAAUAUUCGAAACUUACUGCAGGAUUAACGUUGAAAAAUACCCUUUUGAUGAACACGAAUGUGAUAUAUCUGUUUGCUUUGAGCAUCAGAUGUAUGUGGAAGAAACAGUGGGGGAAUUUGAUUACGAAGUAAAACUCCAAUCUGCAUCCAAUCAAUGGGACUUUAAUUUUGAAAAAUCUGACGUUGAAAAUGAUAAUAUUGUAGCAGUUGGUUUUAUAAUUUACGGCAAGAGAAAAGUUAGCAGUGCAACAAUAACUAAAAUUAUACCUCCAAUAAUGUUAACAUUAUUGGUCCUUUCUGUCCAUUUACUGCCACCUGAAUCUGGAGAGAAAGUUUCUGUUGCAAUCACUGUUUUUCUUACAAAUAUCGUUUUCCUUUCUGAAACUGAAAAAAUAUUGGGUAAUAAUUCUCAAGACGCCUCCAUAUAUCUAAUGUAUCUCUUAAUUCUGACACUUGUCAGCGGAUGUUCUUCUGUUUUCUCGAUAAUAGUGUGUAAAUUGUAUGCGAACCAGACUGGAGCCAACACCAAUUCAGCUCCCGAAAUUACUCAAGAAUCAAAUGGACAAAGAAAUAGAGUUGGUGUCUCAGAAAUUUCAGACGAACAAAAUAUUAAAAUAACAGCUACAAAGCCUUGUAAAAAGCAUUUAUUAACCUAUAAGAAACUGGACCAAAUAAUUUUGUUAAUAAUUGUUAUAUUUCUACUACUCUUUAUCAUUAUUUCUGUGUCGACGUCUUCGUAG